Messenger RNA from Diorhabda carinulata, 2642 nucleotides. RefSeq names its product protein crossbronx homolog (gene peo). NCBI's taxonomy places the organism in Eukaryota, Metazoa, Arthropoda, Insecta, Coleoptera, Chrysomelidae. The transcript is spliced from 6 exons. The record is from RefSeq and is a predicted model, not a curated record. The coding region runs from base 167 to 967 and encodes 266 amino acids.
AUGUCAUUUUCGUAAUUGUAGUUCAUAGUACACAUCACGCAUAUAUUAUAACAUCACAAAUUUGUUUACAAAAUUAUAAAGAUUAUCUGAUAUCUUAUCUUAAAUGUAACUGACUAAUUAAUGAGACUUUUCAAUAUUAUUUUCGUGUUAUUAUUUUAAUCUUAUUAUGCAUGCGUCAUUUACAAAGGAAGAUGGUAAUUUUCAAAGACAAGGAUCGCUUAGAAGAGUAUUACCACCAGAACCACUACCGGAUCAAUUAGUAUCUAGUAAACAAAAUGAAGAUGUACAGAAAUUGUACAAAAUAUAUCGACAAGAAUACGUCAUUUUGGCCGAAUUCAAAAUGGUACAAAAUGAAAAUAUACCAGGUGUUUAUUGUAUUCCGUCCAAAAAUAGUCCUCUAGUAUGGUUUGGAGUAAUAUUUGUACAUUCCGGAUACUACGAAGAAGGAAUUUUCAGAUUUACGAUUUUUUUAGAUGAAGAAUUUCCAGAUUCCAGUCAUCCUAAAGUUAUUUUUCAUUCAAAACUAUUUCAUCCUGUAAUAGAUAACGAUUCUGGUGAAUUGAAUUUAUUCAAAGCCUUUCCUAAAUGGUCAAAAUCAAACCAGCACAUUUGGCAAGUUGUGAAAUAUAUUCAAUGGAUUUUUUUGGAUAUGGAUAAAAGUGUUGAACAUGCUGUUAAUUUAGAAGCAGCUAACAUGUAUAAAAACGAUAUUAAUAAAUUUAGAGAGAAAGCGAUUGAAUUUGUGCAAGAAAGUAAGAAACGUUUAUAUGACGAACCGCCUAUAGACGAUCAACACUAUAUUACUUUCGAACCUUACGACCCGGAUAUUCACGAUAAGGUAAAAGCAACUAUGUUGAGCCAAGGUGAAGAUUGCGGAUCGAAAAUCGGAUUAUCUUGGGUACUAUCCGGAAGUAAAACGGUUCUUACUAGACCAGCUACACCAAUAGAAACCCAUGGCGAAUUAUGACCAUAACUGAACGUUUCGAAUCAAAAACGUCCUAGAAAUUUAUUCGUCCAAAUUUUUCAUCAACAUUUUGAUACAAAAAAAAUUAUUUAGUAUCAAUCAAGCGAAUUUUAAAAGACAAAAUUUUUUCAUAUAAAAAUAUACAAGGUAGAUAUUUCUAGGUGUGACGUAGUUUAAAAUAUCGCGGGGUUACUACCAAAAAUUGGAGUUUAAAUGAUCAAGAUGCUAAUAAUAAUGAAGAAUCUAUUAGAAAAUUUGUAUUUACUUCACAGUAUCAUAGUUAAAAUAUUUGUUGGUUGUAAAACAUGACCAAUUAUACUCGGUUGUGUUUUUGUAGACUUUUUUUAGUUAAAAUACAUUGUUAAUUAUCAGGAUGAGCACCGAGGGUAAAUAAAAGAUGUGCAUACCAUUUAGGUCUUUUAAAACUUCUUUAGAAAGAAAAAACACCCACAAAGUGAUUGAUAAGCCCAAUAAAAGAGAUCCAAGUAAUAAAAUUCAAUUUAUACUGAAAGUUGAAGCACAUAUUGAAAGCAUUCCAAUUAUGUAGUCCUAAUAUUAUAAAAAAAGUAGCAGGAUGUUAUAAUUAGGCUCUAAUCUAUCUAUUAACAAAUAUACAUGGUAUAAUGCAAGCAAGGAAGGAUACGGGGUGAGAAAGUGAUAUACGAUACUUCUUUUUAAUCAUAUGUUCAGUUAUCUUCUGCGGUUAGACGUGGCGAUAAGUCCGUAUAAGUCACUUCCAUACAGAGACCUGCCUAGAGCAUCUACCGAUGAAGCCAAUAUCUCAAGAAAAAAACUGAAAAACUUCUGUAGUAACUUAUUUAAAAACUUCUAGAGUAACUGAAGAUAGAACGUGCUUUUUUUGAUUUUUCAAAAAUCUUCAUCUGCUGUACCUACCCCAUAUGUAUUCAUUAAAGUAAUGUGCUUGUAAUGGAUCUAGGUGGUAACAGAAAACAGCAUAUACUCUGAUGUAUCCUACUAUCAGUUCAUUGUUGCCUAAGUUGUGCAAUAUUUAAGUGAUAAAACACAUUUUUUGGAUAAAGGUCUCUAUACUGAUGAUUUAUUAAAAGACUGAGCAACAACGUGGGAUAAUUGAUCAAAAAUAAGGAUGAAAAUGACUAUGGUAGAGGCAAAGUAGCCGAUAUUUCACAAAAUAUUCCAUCGUUGCCUAUCCCAUUAGUAAAGAAAAAGGAAAAUAGCCUUCUGAGGUCAAUAUUACUUCGGAGUUUUAUAUCUGGUAGAAAUCCAUCCUAUCUGAUACAAAAAAGGAACCUGUGGUACCAGAACUAUCCAACUGUGAAAGUAAUACGAAUUAGUUCAAUUUUAUAUGUCAAAGUGCAAUCGUGAAAAUUGAAAUAAUUAUUUUUUCUGGGUGUAUUACCACAUUUUUUAAAGAAAAAUGCAUACCGAGAAGAAAUACUGUCUGAUUUUAUAGGUUUAAUGCCAAUUUGUGCAAAAAUUCAUCUUUAUCUAUAUCAGUUUUGGUGGUAAACCGAGAAAAUAUUUUAAAUGUGUGCAAUAUUGUCAAUUAUCAAAUAUGCUUAGAAAAAUGUAGAAAAAGUGCCUUUUUUGCAAAUUCUGUAAAUAUAAAUCGUGAAAUGAAUGAAAAAGUUAUAAGAAUUUUAAACACGUUGCUGUUAAAUAACCAUCAAAUAAAAAUAUGAGGAACAACAAAAUGAAA